This is a messenger RNA of Galeopterus variegatus (Sunda flying lemur), 3604 nucleotides long. RefSeq names its product cadherin 20, type 2 (gene CDH20). Gene Ontology annotation, cellular component: plasma membrane; catenin complex; adherens junction. NCBI's taxonomy places the organism in Eukaryota, Metazoa, Chordata, Mammalia, Dermoptera, Cynocephalidae. Gene Ontology annotation, molecular function: calcium ion binding; cadherin binding. Gene Ontology annotation, biological process: adherens junction organization; homophilic cell-cell adhesion; cell-cell junction assembly. The coding region runs from base 118 to 2523 and encodes 801 amino acids. The record is from RefSeq and is a predicted model, not a curated record. The transcript has 11 exons.
GGAUCCCAUUUGUGAAGCACAAGUGUCCGAUAAACUGUGUUAUUUUUUAUUUGGAAAAUAGUUGAUUUCCAGUAUCUUAUCAUCCUAUAUUUUAUUUUCUGAAAACCUGGCAAUCCCAUGUGGACUUCUGGUAGAAUGAGCAAUGCAAAGAGCUGGCUUGGACUUGGCAUGUCCUUGUACUUCUGGGGAUUGAUGGACCUUACGACCACCGUUCUCUCGGGCACCCCACCACCACAAGGCGAAUUAGCAGCUUUCCUUUCAGACAAGCCACAGUCACAUCAGCGAGCCAAAAGGAGCUGGGUUUGGAACCAGUUUUUCGUUUUGGAAGAGUACACUGGGACUGACCCUUUAUAUGUCGGCAAGCUUCAUUCAGAUAUGGACAGGGGAGAUGGAUCUAUCAAAUAUAUACUCUCAGGAGAAGGCGCAGGCCUCGUAUUUACCAUCGACGACACCACUGGAGACAUCCACGCCAUCCAGAGACUCGAUCGAGAGGAAAGAGCCCAGUAUACCUUAAGGGCCCAAGCCCUGGAUAGGAGAACAGGCAGGCCAAUGGAGCCAGAGUCCGAGUUCAUCAUCAAAAUCCAAGACAUCAAUGACAAUGAGCCCAAGUUCCUGGAUGGACCUUACAUUGCCACUGUGCCAGAAAUGUCACCAGUGGGUACCUCUGUUAUCCAGGUGACAGCCACAGAUGCUGAUGACCCGACCUACGGCAACAGUGCCCGGGUAGUGUACAGCAUUCUCCAGGGACAGCCAUAUUUUUCUGUGGACUCCAAAACAGGUGUAAUUAGGACAGCACUCAUGAACAUGGACAGAGAAGCCAAAGAAUACUACGAAGUGAUUAUCCAAGCCAAGGACAUGGGAGGGCAGCUUGGAGGACUAGCUGGGACCACGACUGUCAACAUCACCCUCUCGGAUGUCAAUGAUAACCCACCCCGCUUUCCCCAGAAACAUUAUCAGAUGAGUGUGUUGGAAUCAGCUCCAAUUAGCUCCACCGUAGGGAGAGUGUUUGCCAAGGACUUGGAUGAAGGAAUCAAUGCAGAGAUGAAAUACACUAUUGUGGAUGGAGAUGGUGCAGAUGCCUUUGACAUUAACACAGAUCCUAACUUCCAAGUCGGCAUUAUCACUGUGAAGAAGCCCCUGAGUUUUGAAAGCAAAAAAAGCUACACCUUAAAAGUGGAGGGAGCCAAUUCUCACCUAGAGAUGCGUUUUCUGAACUUGGGCCCAUUUCAGGACACAACAACAGUACAUAUCAACGUAGAAGAUGUGGAUGAGCCCCCUGUAUUUGAACCUGGCUUUUAUUUUGUGGAGCUGCCUGAGGAUGUGGCAAUUGGAACGACCAUACAAAUCAUUUCUGCCAAGGACCCAGAUGUGACCAACAACUCAAUCAGAUACUCCAUUGACAGAAGUAGUGACCCUGGAAGAUUUUUUUAUGUUGACAUUACAACAGGUGCCCUGAUGACUGCAAGACCCCUAGACCGGGAAGAAUAUUCUUGGCAUAAUAUCACUGUUCUUGCUAUGGAAAUGAACAAUCCCUCCCAGGUUGGAAGUGUUACUGUCACAAUCAAAGUCUUAGAUGUGAAUGACAAUGCUCCAGAGUUCUCCAGAUUCUAUGAAGCUUUUGUCUGUGAGAAUGCCAAAGCAGGGCAGCUGAUCCAGACAGUGAGUGCAGUGGACCUGGAUGACCCACUCCAUGGCCAGCAUUUCUAUUACAGCUUGGCUCCUGAGGCUACUAACAACCCCAACUUCACCAUAAGGGACAACCAAGAUAACACUGCCCGGAUUCUAACCAGGAGGUCUGGCUUUCGGCAGCAAGAGCAGAGUGUCUUUUACCUGCCCAUCCUGAUAGCAGACAGCGGGCAGCCAGUGCUGAGCAGCACAGGCACACUGACCAUCCAGGUGUGCAGCUGUGAUGAUGAUGGCCAUGUCAUGUCCUGCAGCCCCGAGGCCUACAUACUCCCAGUCAGUUUGAGUCGGGGUGCCCUCAUUGCCAUCCUGGCCUGCAUCUUUGUCCUCUUAGUGCUGGUGCUGCUCAUUUUGUCCAUGAGGAGGCACCGGAAACAGCCGUACAUCAUCGACGACGAGGAGAACAUCCACGAGAACAUCGUCCGCUACGACGACGAGGGUGGCGGCGAGGAGGACACCGAGGCCUUUGACAUCGCAGCCAUGUGGAACCCCCGAGAGGCGCAGGCGGGAACCGCCCCCAAGACGCGGCAGGACAUGCUGCCCGAGAUUGAGAGCCUCUCCCGCUACGUGCCUCAGACGUGCGCCGUGAACAGCACCGUCCACAGCUACGUGCUGGCCAAGCUCUACGAGGCCGACAUGGACCUGUGGGCCCCGCCUUUCGACUCCCUCCAGACAUACAUGUUCGAGGGGGACGGUUCCGUGGCAGGGUCGCUGAGUUCCCUGCAGUCGGCCACAUCAGACUCGGAGCAGAGCUUCGACUUCCUCACGGACUGGGGGCCCCGCUUCCGGAAGCUGGCGGAGCUCUACGGGGCAUCGGAGGGGCCGGCGCCCCUGUGGUGACGGAAGCCUGGAGGCAGGCGCGCGUCCAAAUCCAGACGUUCUCCGCGGAUGCUUCGCGGACGAGGUGCAGCCGACAACACGAGCAAUACUGUGCUGGAGAGUGAGGAUGGGGUGAGCGGGCGGACGGAGCUCUCUUUGGAUCAGCUUUACUUGGUUAGAGUAAGUUAAAUAAUCUAAAGGAAACCCAGAAAGAAAGAGGGCAGAAUCUCCAAUUACUUUUUUUUUUUUUCCACUUUUUUGUUUUUCUGACACUGUAUUCAAAGGCCUGGAGUCCAAGGUAUUAUGGCAAGCUUGGCUUCUUUGUCGUUCGCCAAGGCCUUUGUUGCUUUGCCACCACAAAAAGGCUCUGGUCUUAAAUACAGAGAUGGCAAUUGAAAGCAAAUAGAAAGUUCUACUCACAUAUCCAUUUUUUAUCUUAUUUUAUUGUCCUUUUAAGAGUUUUGCUGGCUCAUCAAACCGCAGAAACCAACCCACACAAAAGAACAAAGAAAAAUUGUUCUUGGGUGAAUUUAACCUACGUCUUCUGGGAUGGAUAGAAUUUCUUUUAACCCUUCUGAGACAAGGUUAAGACUGAAUCGGCCUUGCAUGCGGGAUGGGUGGGAGAAGGAAGAGACACUGACUUUGUGCUCAAGUUUAAUGGCCAAACCAAGAAUUAUUGGCAUUACACUAAUCCAACGCCAUCAAGUUAGAGUGCUCCUGUUCUCCUCUCAGUUCUUUGACUGUGCCCCUGCAAAAUUGUUUGGAAUGAAACCAGAAAAUCUGCCUCUUUUGCACUGUAGAUGUCUCUUCCAUGUGCCAAAUGUGGAGAUUAGAUGCUACAAACGAAAGCCAAAUAAAAAGAAGUAUCUGAUAAAAACAUGGGUUAGAGGGCUUUCCUAAUCUGUGUGAGGUCAAUCCAAGGGAUGUUUACAUACUGUAGAUAACCUACUUGAACAAAAAUCAGUAUUAUAGAGAAUAAAUGGAUGUAAGAAAAUCACAUGUAUAAGUUUUGUAUAUUUGUUAAUAAUUUUGGUAAUAAAUAUGAUGUACUGAAUCUCAGUACCUUAGCACUUCUUUUAAUAAAAGUUAAAUAGAUGGGAAA